Mus pahari (shrew mouse) is the source of this 5139-nucleotide messenger RNA. RefSeq lists its product as uncharacterized. Gene Ontology annotation, biological process: proteolysis; virion assembly; DNA integration. Gene Ontology annotation, molecular function: aspartic-type endopeptidase activity; nucleic acid binding; RNA-DNA hybrid ribonuclease activity. The transcript has a single exon. NCBI's taxonomy places the organism in Eukaryota, Metazoa, Chordata, Mammalia, Rodentia, Muridae. The record is from RefSeq and is a predicted model, not a curated record.
AUGGGUCAGGCUGUUACAACCCCUUUGUCUUUGACUCGAGACCAUUGGACGGACGUUAGGGCAAGAGGACAGAACCUAUCAGUGGUAGUCAAAAAACAACCCUGGCUGACUUAUUGUUCCACGGAAUGGCCCACUUUUGGAGUGGGCUGGCCCUCUGAGGGAACCUUUGAUUUACCAACCAUCAGGGCCGUGAAGGCUAUUGUUUUUCAGGAAGGAGCAGGAUCCCACCCGGACCAGCAGCCGUACAUCGUAGUAUGGGAGGAUUUAGCACGGUUCCCACCCCCGUGGGUCCGUCCAUUCCUCCCACCCUUUCGCCCUGGUACUAGGAUCCUGGUGGCCCGGGAAGACGAGAAGGAGAAGAAAACAGCACCGAAACCUGAUGAGGAGUGCCAGCCCAGUCCAUCACCUGCAUGCCCUCCUAAGAUCUACCCCGAGAUUGAAGAACCCCCUGAAUGGCCUGACUCCCCACUACCUCCUCCUUACCCACAAGUCCCCCAACCCCCAACCGCUCCCGUGCCCCUGCCCGCGGCCCCUCCUAUGGCCCAGGCCCCUGGAAUUGGGGGCGGAGGACCUUCAGCCAGAAUGAGGAGUCAGCGCGGAGCCUCCCCGUCGGGACCAGCAGACUCGACCAUUGCACUCCCCCUCAGAGCGGUCGGGGUUCCCCCGGCUGACCAAAAUGACUUACAGCUAUUACAGUAUUGGCCUUUUUCCUCUUCCGAUCUUUAUAAUUGGAAAACUAACCAUCCCUCCUUUUCUGAGAACCCCACAGGGCUCACAAGCCUGAUUGAGUCACUAAUGUAUUCCCACCAGCCGACGUGGGACGAUUGCCAACAGCUUCUACAAACCCUUUUCACCACCGAGGAGAAAGAGAGGAUUCUUCUUGAGGCUCGGAAAAAUGUCCGAGAUGGGGCUGGGCGACCGGUUCAGACCCAGGUCGAGAUAGAAGAAGGAUUCCCAUUGACCCGACCCCAUUGGGAUUAUAACACGGCACAAGGUAGGGAACGACUGUCCAAUUAUCGCCGGGCUCUGGUGGCAGGUCUCAGAGGUGCCGAGCGUCGGCCCACAAAUUUGGCCAAGGUAAGAGAGGUAAUGCAGGGGGCAACAGAACCCCCUUCAGUUUUUCUAGAAAGNCUUAUGGAGGCCUAUAGGAGAUACACCCCGUUUGACCCGACAUCUGAGGGGCAGCGGGCUUCAGUGAUUAUGGCUUUUAUUGGGCAGUCAGCCCCAGACAUUAGAAGGAGGUUGCAACGGAUUGAGGGACUGCAGGACUAUACCAUAAGGGACAUAGUGAGAGAGGCAGAGAAAGUGUAUCAUAAGAGAGAGACAGAGGAAGAGAAGUUAGAAAGAGAGAAAAGAGAAAGGAGAGAGGAAGAAGAUGAAAGGGACAAGAGACAAGAGAAAGCUUUAACUAGGAUUCUGGCCGCUGUAGGAGAAAGAAAUAGAAGAGGCAGGACUAGGCAGCUAGGGAACCUGAGAGACGAAAAAAGGCAGGAGCCGAAGAAGCCCGGAGAAUAUCAAUUACACCUGAGGAGAGACCAGUGUGCAUGCUGCAAAGGUAUUGGCCAUUGGGCUCGUGAAUGCCCCAAGAAAAAGCAGGAAGUGAAAGUACUGUGCCUAGAUGGUGACGAAGACUAGUGGGGACGGGGCUCGGCCCCCCUCCCCGAGCCUAGGGUAACUUUAAACGUGGAGGGGACUCCUGUAAACUUCCUGAUCGACACAGGUGCUGAGUUUUCCGUUCUGCGCACACCUUUGGGAAAAUUAAAAAGGGGUGAAAGGACUGUGGUGAUAGGGGCCACUGGGCAAAAAUCGUAUCCAUGGACCACCUCCCGGACAGUAGAUCUAGGACGAAAUAAUGUGACUCACUCAUUCCUAGUUAUUCCGGAAUGUCCGAUGCCCUUGUUAGGAAGAGACUUGCUAACCAAACUAAAAGCGCAAAUAACUUUCGCCUCUUACCAACCGGAGGUAUCCUGGGGAGUAGGAGAGUCUCAGGCCCUGGUGUUGUCUCUACAACUAGGAGAGGAAUAUCGACUCUACCAGGAUAAACCGAGACCUCCUGAGGGAAUCCAAGACUGGCUGGACCGAUUCCCUCAAGCAUGGGCCGAGACAGGGGGUAUGGGAAUGGCAAAGCAAGUUCCCCCGGUGGUAAUCGAGCUCAAGUCUGGAGCCACUCCCAUUGGGGUAUGGCAGUACCCCAUGAGCAGGGAAGCUCGGGAAGGCAUACGCCCCCACAUUACCAGACUUAUCCAACAAGGGAUUCUAGUCUCAUGCAAGUCCCCGUGGAACACCCCCCUGCUCCCGGUAAAGAAGCCAGGGACUAAUGACUAUCGCCCGGUGCAGGACCUCAGGGAAGUUAAUAAGCGAGUUCAAGAUAUCCAUCCUAUGGUGCCAAACCCCUACAAUUUACUCAGCACCCUGCCACCUAAUCGAAUUUGGUACACUGUUUUGGAUCUCAAGGAUGCUUUCUUUUGCCUGAGAUUACAUAGCAACAGCCAACCCUUGUUCGCUUUCGAAUGGCGUGACCCAGAAAGUGGGCAGGUUGGGCAGCUGACUUGGACGAGAUUGCCUCAAGGAUUCAAGAACUCACCCACACUGUUCGAUGAGGCUUUGCACCGUGACCUGGCCCCUUUUCGGGCCAAAAAUACACAGGUAACUCUUUUGCAAUAUGUAGAUGACCUUCUAUUAGCUGCAGAGACUCGCAAAGACUGUGAAAUCAGUACUCAAAACCUUCUGAUCGAGUUGGGUAAAUUGGGGUACCGGGUCUCGGCCAAGAAGGCACAGUUAUGUCAAAAAGAAGUGACCUACUUGGGAUACACACUAAAGAAUGGACAGAGGUGGCUCACAGAAGCUAGGAAGCAGACAGUAAUGCAGAUCCCAACCCCGACUACAUCUCGCCAGGUAAGAGAAUUUCUGGGCACUGCGGGGUUCUGCCGGCUUUGGAUCCCGGGGUUUGCGACUAUGGCGGCCCCGCUAUAUCCCUUAACUAAAGAAAAAGGGGAGUUCACCUGGACUAAAGAUCAUCAGCUGGCCUUCGAGGCUCUCAAGAAGGCACUGUUGCAGGCCCCAGCACUAGCCCUUCCGGAUCUAAGUAAACCUUUUAUCUUAUACAUUGAUGAGAGAAAUGGAGUAGCGAGAGGAGUCCUGACCCAGGCCUUGGGGCCUUGGAAAAGGCCGGUGGCCUACCUAUCCAAGAAAUUGGACCCUGUAGCUAGCGGAUGGCCUUCCUGCUUACGAGCCAUAGCAGCAACAGCUGUACUAGUCAAAGACGCUGACAAGCUGACUAUGGGCCAGAACGUUGCUAUAGUGGCCCCACACUCUCUUGAGAGCAUCAUCAGACAACCACCAGACCGCUGGAUGACUAACGCUCGGAUGACACACUAUCAGAGCCUGCUGCUUACUGAACGAGUGAGCUUUGCUCCGCCAGCCAUCCUUAAUCCUGCUACUCUACUACCGGAGGCUGAUGAAACCCCUGUGCACAAGUGUGAGGAANUGCUGGCAGAGGAAANGGGAGUUCGGCCAGACCUCACAGACCGNCCAUGGCCAGGGGCAAUGACUUGGUAUACAGAUGGAAGCAGCUUCGUGGUAGAAGGUAAGCGGAGGGCUGGGGCAGCGGUGAUAAAUGGAAAAGCUGUCAUAUGGGCCAGCAGUCUGCCAGAGGGCACAUCAGCCCAAAAAGCAGAGCUCAUCGCACUGAUCCAGGCUCUAAAGCUAGCAAAAGGGAAGGCUGUCAAUAUUUACACCGACAGCCGGUAUGCCUUCGCUACAGCGCAUAUCCAUGGGGCAAUAUACCGGCAGCGUGGACUCUUAACAUCUGCUGGAAGGGACAUAAAAAACAAGGAAGAAAUUCUUAGCCUACUAGAAGCUAUUCACCUCCCUCAUAAAGUGGCAAUAAUACAUUGUCCAGGACACCAAAGAGGGGCUGGGCCCAUAGUAAAAGGAAAUCAAAUGGCAGACCAGGAGGCAAAGAGGGCAGCUCAGGGACCUAUGACUUUGUUGAUAAGGACUAAAUUGCAGCCGGUGAUGGAAGAGCUAGGAAAAAGAACUCUCACAGAAGANGAGGGGCAAGAAUAUCUGGCUGAUAUACACCGCUUCACCCAUCUGGGGGCUAAAAAGUUAAUAGAAUUGGUUAGAAGGUCACCUUACCAUAUUCCUGGACUAAGAAAGGCUGCAGAAAAUCUAGUCAAAAACUGCCUCGCGUGUGCGUUUACUAAUGUUGGGUCUAGUAAGCCAUUAGAAGGAAGACGCCUAAGAGGAGAUAGACCUGGAACCUAUUGGGAAACAGACUUUACAGAGGUAAAACCGGCCCGGUAUGGAAAUAAAUAUCUCCUAGUCUUUAUAGAUACCUUUUCAGGAUGGGUUGAAGCAUUCCCCACAAAAAAUGAAACUGCCAACGUGGUGGCCAAGAAGAUACUCGAAGAAAUCCUCCCCCGUUUUGGGGUACCCAAGGUACUCGGGUCAGACAAUGGGCCUGCUUUUGUCUCUCAGGUAAGUCAGGGGGUGGCCAGACAACUGGGGAUUAAUUGGAAAUUACAUUGUGCGUACAGGCCCCAGAGUUCAGGUCAGGUAGAAAGAGUAAAUAGAACAAUAAAAGAGACCUUGACAAAAUUGACCAUAGAGACCGGUGGAAAUGAUUGGACAGCCCUUCUUCCUUAUGCCUUAUUCAGGGUUCGGAACACCCCUGGAAUUUUUGGUCUAACUCCUUUUGAAUUAAUGUUUGGAACUCCUCCUCCCACUCAUGUGUCUAUAUCAGAUAAAACUAGCCCAGAUGUAUCUUUCUCUCCUUCUUCCAACCUCUUGAUUCACCUCAAGGCAUUAGAAACAGUAAGAAANGAGAUAUGGAUGCAAUUAAAAGAGACUUAUAUUGCUGGUGACACACAGGUGCCACACCAGUUUGAAGUGGGAGACGCUGUCCUGGUGAGGAGACAUCGAGCAGGAAACCUAGAGCCAAGGUGGAAAGGACCAUAUCUGGUACUGCUGACGACGCCCACCGCGGUCAAAGUUGAAGGAAUCCCCACCUGGAUCCACGCAUCUCACCUUAAGAGAGCACCCCCUGAAACNGAUCAAGAUGGAUGGACGCUGGAAAAGACUACUAACCCUCUUAAACUGCACCUACGUCGCUGGCGCAGUCCUGAAGAUAAGUGA